Hevea brasiliensis (rubber tree) is the source of this 1240-nucleotide messenger RNA. RefSeq names its product soluble inorganic pyrophosphatase 6, chloroplastic-like. Gene Ontology annotation, molecular function: inorganic diphosphate phosphatase activity; magnesium ion binding. The record is from RefSeq and is a predicted model, not a curated record. NCBI's taxonomy places the organism in Eukaryota, Viridiplantae, Streptophyta, Magnoliopsida, Malpighiales, Euphorbiaceae. The transcript is spliced from 6 exons. Gene Ontology annotation, biological process: phosphate-containing compound metabolic process. Gene Ontology annotation, cellular component: cytoplasm. Bases 108 to 1007 code for a protein of 299 amino acids.
ACCAAGCCAGUUGUACCUUCUUCUGUGUGGCUCAAAGCUUCAAAAUAGGUACACAGACUCAGAGUCCCACAGUCACGGAGACCUACCAUCUACCUUACCGACGGCGAAUGGCGGCCGCCAGAGUGAUGGCAGCAACUGCUACAACCAACGCGACGUCGUGUCUGCUCCUCAAAAGAACAUUCUCUUUAAACCAAAAGCCUCACUUCAGCGGAUUCUGCUUCAAUGGGAAAAGACAGGUGUCCUUGUCCUCUUCCAAGAGAUCGCUUUUUACUUGUACCGCUUUACAUAAGCCUGAUGUCCUGAUCAAGGAGGAAGGUCAGCCUGAGACGCUCGAUUACCGUGUUUUCUUCCUCGACAACUCUGGGAAAAAGGUUUCUCCUUGGCAUGACAUACCCUUGCACUUGGGUGACGGUGUGUUCAACUUUGUUGUUGAAAUUCCCAAAGAAACAAGUGCAAAGAUGGAAGUUGCUACUGAUGAGUAUUUCACUCCAAUCAAGCAGGACACGAAAAAGGGGAAACUUAGAUAUUACCCCUAUAACAUAAACUGGAACUAUGGAUUGCUUCCACAAACAUGGGAAGACCCAUCUUUUGCAAACAAUGAAGUGGAAGGGGCAUUUGGGGAUAAUGAUCCUGUUGAUGUUGUUGAGAUUGGCGAAAGACGGGGAAAGAUUGGUGAAAUUCUGAAGGUCAAGCCCUUGGCUGCUUUGGCCAUGAUUGAUGAGGGUGAACUUGACUGGAAAAUUGUUGCCAUCUCAUUGGAUGAUCCACGAGCUUCUCUUGUAAAUGAUGAUGAUGAUGUAGAGAAACAUUUCCCAGGAACUCUCACUGCAAUCAGAGACUGGUUUAGAGACUACAAGAUCCCAGAUGGUAAGCCUGCUAACAAGUUUGGUCUUGGCAAUAAGGCAGCAAGCAAGGAUUAUGCUCUGAAGGUCAUCACUGAAACAAACGAAUCUUGGGCUAAACUAGUCAAGAGAUCAAUUCCUGCUGGAGAGCUCUCACUUCUAUAAAUGCCUCCUCUGAGUAGAGUUGGAGCUGGAAGUAGUGUUGCUUGGGUUUCUACUUGCCAGAGUUUUGCCUUCUGGCAAGCCAAUCCCAGUAGUAUUAGUCUUGAAUGCUGAUAUCAAAACAUUUUCUUUUCACAUUAUUGAGAACGAAUAAUACAUUGGUCCUAUGAAGUUUGUUUCUACUCAUACGGUCAAUAACACUUUUGAGAUCAAUUCUACUCCGUUUCUUCUUCUUC